Drosophila grimshawi is the source of this 2325-nucleotide messenger RNA. RefSeq names its product zinc finger CCCH domain-containing protein 13-like. Lineage: Eukaryota; Metazoa; Arthropoda; Insecta; Diptera; Drosophilidae. The coding region runs from base 1 to 2325 and encodes 774 amino acids. The record is from RefSeq and is a predicted model, not a curated record. The transcript is spliced from 5 exons.
AUGCUCAAAAGUUUGGACAUUAAAAUCCAUGGCUUUGACAAUCUGCUGCCGAGCGGUGAGGAGCGCAUGAGCGAGGGUCUCAAGUCAUCCAUAUCGGAGAACGUGAAGACCAAAUCUCGUGCCGCUGCGGUCAAGGUCAUAGCUAGCCUCAAUCCUGGCAAGCCGAUUGCCGUCAAGCGACAGCGGACGGACGCACAAGAGACCACAGGCAAGUCCGAUAAGGAUAAGGACAAGGACAAGGACAGAGAUAAGGACAAGGACAGGGACAAGGAGAAAGAGGAAGCGCAUUGCGAUAGCAAAGAAUCAAGUGGCACCAAAGCUGGCAAGUCGUCAGCCAAAAAGGCCAAAUUGGAGGCGCCACCAACGAAUGCGGGCAAGCUCGACUCCAACACGGAGCUGGUGCAAAUGGAACUGGAGGAGAUUAAUAGCACGCCAGUGCCAACAUCUACGUCGACGACGGCGACGCCAACGGCAGCAGCGACACCCACCACGCCGACGCCAACGCCAACGCCCGCCAUGCCACACAUGGAGGCAACGCCGACGGGCUGCGGCAUUGCAACAACAGCCAUCGGUUCGACAGCGGCGCCCGCCAAACAGCGACCCAAAAACAAAUAUAGUAAAACAUCCGCGGCAAAGGCGCGACUGCAGCAGGCCUGCAGUAAAACGGCGCUCAGCUGCCUCAAGGAUGCCAGCAGCAAGGAUGAUAUAUACGAUUUCAAGUCCGGUUCCGAGGAUGAGGGCCCCAUCAAAAUGGUGCUGCCCAUGCUGAAGGAGUUGCGUGACUUUUCCGACGAGGACAACAAGCCGCUGAAGCUGCUGGAGCAACAUCUAAGCACCAACAACGAAAACCUAAUUCAGCAACAGCUGCCGCCAAGCGAUAGUUCGCAUGCGGAUAGCAGCGACUCCGAGGAUGAGAAGAAGCUGAGCAUCAUGUAUGGAGCGAAGCGUCAUCGGAUGGCCUCACUGAAUGCACUGGCCAAGGUGCAGUGCCUCUAUGAGAAUGAAUCGCGCACCGCCCACGAAUUGGGACUGUCGAAGGCGACGCAGCAGCCGCCGCGGAUACGGACGCUCGAUGGCAGCGAUGAUGACAACAAUCGUGGCGAUCUGCCGCCGGACAAGGAGCGUGACAAGGAUAGGGACAGGGAUAGGGAUAGAGAUAAGGAUAAGGAGCGUGACAAGGACAGAGAUAAGGAGAAGGAGAAAAGUGAGGCGGAUAAAUCGAGUGUGGCGGAACCGAGACGCGAACUGCGCUAUGUGCCGGGUGGACGGGGUGUGGGCAAGCAUUGGGAAUUCGAUAGCGAUAGCGAGGCGGAGGAGCUGCAACUGCAUCGACUCCAGCAACAGAAGCAGAAGAAGAAGCUGCCCAAGAAAACGCCGGCGAAGAAACAACAACAGCUCAACGAGACCGAGUCCAAAAAGAAGAGUCAGAAGAAACAGACGGACGAGACAAAGGAGAAACAGACAAAGACAUCGGCGCCCAAACAGCUGCCCAAGAAGCGCAAAAGCGUCUUCACCGAGGAGCUCAUCGGUGACUACAAGGGCAUCUUGGCACGCAAACGGAUGGCCAGCCUAAAUGCCAGCGCCAUUGUGGCGGCCACUUACGAGGUGGAACGGCAUCUGGACAAGAAUCUCGACAGCGAUUGCAGCAGUUUCGAGAGCUACGAUGAGCUGGACAUGUUCCCCAACAAUAGCAAGGCAAUAACAGCAAGUUCCACGUCGUCAACGAUGCCGUCAACGUCAGCGUCGGCGUCAACGAAGGCGACUUCAAGCAAGGCACAGGCGGCGGCUAAAGCGGCACAUGCCGCUGAGCUGUUGCACCUCAAAAGGGAGGCCAAGGAGACGAAGGAGCGGGAGGCGAGGGAGGCCAAAGAACUGAAGGAGCUCAAGGAUAAGCCGCAGAGUAAUAUGAUCGAGGAGAGCAACGAUUCCAAAUACUCCAAGGAGACAAAGGAGACGAAUACGGAUACAACGAUCACAACGACAACCGGGUAUCGUGGCGGUGACUCCAGCAGCGCCAAGGAUACCAAGGAGACGAGUCGACCGACAUCGUCCAGUGUGGUCAUCGUACAGGAUACGGAUGUCACCAUUACCGGUGUCUAUGUGAAUGCCAGCAACGGUGCCGCCCAGGAGGCAUACUGUAAAAUGCAAUAUCGUGUUCAGUCCAGCGUCACCGAGGAGCGUGUCCUGCGGCCCAGCUCGGUGGAGCCACCCAAAUCCUAUACACCACUCAGCGCUCUAUCCAGCAUGUUGCCACCCGGCGCUAAUUCUGGCCACAGCGAGGAAACCCAACUGAUGAAUAGCGCUUCCUGGAAACCAGGACAUUAA